Phragmites australis (common reed) is the source of this 2047-nucleotide messenger RNA. RefSeq lists its product as uncharacterized. Lineage: Eukaryota; Viridiplantae; Streptophyta; Magnoliopsida; Poales; Poaceae. Bases 498 to 1703 code for a protein of 401 amino acids. The record is from RefSeq and is a predicted model, not a curated record. The transcript has 15 exons.
UUCCACGGUUGGUUGGUUGGCGUCUCUCUCCCUCUCCUUGUCGUCGCCUACUUUCCCUUCCCUCCCCUCUCCUCAUGUUGCCUUGAUCGAUUGAACGAACCACUUUCCUUUCCAUUGCCGCGACGCGCACGACUUCCACCCUUCCCACCGUCCUCGCCUCUCCUCUCUCCUCUCUUCGGAGCACGCAUAUAUACGCGCUCGCCUUCCCCGCACGCCUGCCCAUCCCCGCUCCUCGUCGCUUCUAAGACGCCGCCGCACUGACGGCUGGUGGCUGAUCGGGCGGAAUUCUGGAAUUCGGCCCGCGCCUGUUCCCCCGAUCGGAAGACCGGCGCGGCGGAGGCCAGGGAGCUCGCGGAGGUGAGGCUUCGUCUUGUUUGCAUAUGAUGCAACACCACCAUUCAUCUUAAAGCUGUCGUGAUGAUGAUCUCUCCGAACAAUGUGUAGCAUUUGUCACUUGCAACUCUCUAGCUGCUCUAGUUACAUCCUUGUACUAGAGAAUGGUGAAACUCGCAAAUAUCGGUCGCAGUUUACUUAGAUUUCCAAACGAAAGCAUGAGGCUUGUUAUGGUUACAAUUAUUGGAGUCGUCUUUGGCUUCUUCAUUGGAAUCUCGUUCCCAUCAGUUAGCAUAACAAAGCUUCACUUUCCAGCUAGCUUUGUUUCAUACAUAGAAGACAGAAACUCUGGGCUCACUACCCAAGCUAUACUUAAUCAUGCCUGGACUUCUGCCAGAAAUGCAAGGGGAAAUAAUACUGAACCAAGUUCGAACACUACUCUAAAGAUUUAUGUUCCAACAAACCCCAAGGGUGCCGAGAGGCUAGCACCAGGUAUCAUUGUACCAGAGUCUGACUUCCAUUUGCGCAGGUUAUGGGGAGACCCAAGUGAGGACCUGCCCUUCAAACCAAAGUACCUUAUCACUUUUACUGUUGGAUAUGCGCAGAAAGAAAAUAUAAACAGAGCAGUAAAGAAGUUUUCCGACAAUUUUGCUAUUCUGUUAUUCCAUUAUGAUGGGCGGGUGAGUGAGUGGGAUGAAUUUGAGUGGUCAAAGCGAGCCAUCCAUAUUAGUGCCAGGAGACAAACUAAAUGGUGGUACGCCAAAAGAUUCUUGCACCCUGAUAUUGUGGCAGCUUAUGAGUACAUAUUCAUUUGGGAUGAGGACCUUGGGGUGGAGCAUUUCGAUGCAGAGGAGUACAUCAAACUUGUUAAGAAACAUCAUCUGGACAUCUCUCAGCCUGGUUUAGAGCCUGAUCGGGGUUUAACAUGGCAGAUGACCAAAAGAAGAGGUGAUCGUGAGGUUCACAAGGAUACAGAGGAGAGGCCAGGCUGGUGCGCCGACCCUCAUCUUCCACCUUGUGCUGCGUUUGUUGAAAUAAUGGCUCCAGUCUUCUCUAGAGAUGCAUGGAGAUGUGUGUGGCAUAUGAUACAGAACGACUUGGUUCAUGGUUGGGGCCUGGAUUUCGCUCUCAGGAAAUGUGUGGAGCCUGCUCAUGAAAAGAUUGGAGUCGUUGAUUCACAGUGGAUUGUUCACCAAGUGGUUCCUUCUCUCGGGAACCAGGGGCAGUCAGAGAACGGAAGAGCGCCAUGGGAAGGGGUGAGAGCGCGGUGCAGGAAGGAAUGGGGCAUGUUCCAGACGAGGAUGGCGGAGGCGGAGAAGGCCUACUACAAGAUGAUGGGCAUCACCCCUCCAAACUCCACGCUUGUAUAGCUCUUACGCUGCGAUGAUUAUUCUUCUUCCCCGCCCAACCUUUGUCCAUGGCAAUGGUGGUGGUGGUGGGUGAGCUGAUAAUACCAGUAGUACUUGAUGUAGAGUUAGAGACGGUGAAUGCGUGUAGAUGACGAGAGGACUGUAAAUCCAUGGCGAACUGGUGAUGAGAGGAUUGUAAAUCCAUGGCGAACUGGUGAUGUUAUCUGAUGUAUCAAUCGAAUUUUCUGAAGCUGUUGUUUGGGCACGUUUUACUCUUUGAUUCAGAUGGGUUUGCUUUCUUUGACACCGAGCUGUUUGAAACACAUAAAUUUAUUUGAUUUUGUAUAUUAAUUUCAUUUGAACUA